Messenger RNA from Falco peregrinus (peregrine falcon), 884 nucleotides. RefSeq names its product actin related protein 2/3 complex subunit 4 (gene ARPC4). Gene Ontology annotation, biological process: actin filament polymerization; Arp2/3 complex-mediated actin nucleation. The coding region runs from base 159 to 665 and encodes 168 amino acids. Gene Ontology annotation, molecular function: actin filament binding. The record is from RefSeq and is a predicted model, not a curated record. Lineage: Eukaryota; Metazoa; Chordata; Aves; Falconiformes; Falconidae. The transcript is spliced from 6 exons. Gene Ontology annotation, cellular component: Arp2/3 protein complex; actin cytoskeleton.
CUCCGUGCCGCAGAGAAGCCUCGCCGCCACCGCCCAGGCUCUCGGCGAGGGGCAGAAGCCUCCCGUCGCGCCCCUCCCGCCGCAGUGGGAGGUCCCGCGCAUCCCGGAACAGGUGACCAGCCACUUCCUCCUGUCGGGACCGGACCGCCGCCGCCACCAUGACCGCCACGCUGCGCCCGUACCUGAACGCGGUGCGCGCCACGCUGCAGGCCGCGCUGUGCCUGGAGAACUUCUCCUCGCAGGUGGUGGAGCGGCACAACAAGCCCGAGGUGGAAGUCAGGAGCAGCAAAGAGUUGCUGUUGCAGCCAGUGAUCAUCAGCAGGAACGAGAAAGAGAAGGUCCUCAUCGAGGGCUCUAUUAACUCUGUGCGUGUCAGCAUUGCAGUGAAACAGGCUGACGAGAUCGAGAAGAUCUUGUGCCACAAAUUCAUGCGCUUCAUGAUGAUGAGGGCUGAGAACUUCUUCAUCCUGCGCAGGAAGCCCGUGGAGGGCUACGACAUCAGCUUCUUGAUCACAAACUUCCACACAGAGCAGAUGUACAAGCAUAAGCUGGUGGACUUUGUCAUCCACUUCAUGGAGGAGAUCGACAAGGAGAUCAGCGAGAUGAAGCUCUCUGUCAAUGCCAGGGCCCGCAUCGUGGCAGAGGAGUUUCUUAAGAAUUUUUAGGCCGUGGUGCAGGACCCCGUGGCUCCCCGACGCUUGUGCCCGCCAGGCACUGUGCCUGCGCCUGCUCCCGCUCCCCCCGCUGAGGACAGCCGGGCCGGGCCCCGCCUGUCCCCCGCCGGGCCGGGCGGCCGAACUGGGAGCAGCCCCCGCUUGCGGCAGAGCGGCUCCGGUCGCUGCCCUUGUCUCGUCUCGUUUUUUAAACGGUCUCGUUUGCUGUAA